AUGGUUCAAAAGCUUAUCGACAACGGAGAACUGAAACAAUACGUAAGGAAGGAAGAAGCAUAUGACAGGUCGAAGCGAAGCAAACAAGUUCAACUGCCUGAAGGCAAUCGAACACUAAACACCAUUUCGCGUUCGGAAGCCGCUGGACCAUCGUUAACAUCGCAUAUUGGAAAAAGGCUGAGAAAGCAAUUCGAAGACUACUGCGAGCUGUACAAGAUCGAUGGGGUAGAGAUAGACGAUCACGAGCAAUGGAUGGAUGCACCGAUCACUUUCGAGGAAGAUGAUGUGGAGGAAGACAUGGAGGAUCACAAUGAUCCUUUGAUCCUCACACUGCCCAUAGCAGGGUGCAACAUCAAGAAGAUCCUCAUUGACGGAGGAAGUUCAGUGAACAUCUUGUUCUAUGAUACGUUCAAACGAAUGGAGCUAAACGACGAGCAGCUGAUAUCUUCGUACCACACCAUUUAUGGAUUCAACGAGGCUCCUACGAAACCAUUGGGGGACAUUGUUCUACAAAUAAAUGCAGGACCGAUGAAGAUAGACACCCGUUUCAGCGUGGUAGAUGCUCCUUCCCCCCUACAAUGCUAUCAUCGGACGAAUAUGGGUACACAAGCUCAAGGGGAUAACAUAAACUUAUCACCAGUGUCUUCGAUUCUUAUCACUCGAAGGGAUAAUGCAGAUCAAGGGUGA
Molecule: messenger RNA, 687 nt
Organism: Papaver somniferum (opium poppy)
Lineage: Eukaryota; Viridiplantae; Streptophyta; Magnoliopsida; Ranunculales; Papaveraceae
Exons: 1
Coding region: 1-687 (228 amino acids)
Source: RefSeq, a predicted model, not a curated record